Ailuropoda melanoleuca (giant panda) is the source of this 296-nucleotide messenger RNA. RefSeq names its product 60S ribosomal protein L36-like. Gene Ontology annotation, molecular function: structural constituent of ribosome. Gene Ontology annotation, biological process: translation. Lineage: Eukaryota; Metazoa; Chordata; Mammalia; Carnivora; Ursidae. Gene Ontology annotation, cellular component: ribosome. The annotation marks the transcript as partial. The transcript has a single exon. The record is from RefSeq and is a predicted model, not a curated record.
CCACAGCUCUGCGCUACCCCCGGGCCCUGGGCCUCAACAAGGGCCACGCGGAGACCGAGGACGUGAGCAGGCCGGGCACAGCCCCUGCGGACACCUCCCCGACACACCAAGUUCGUGCGGGACGUGAUCGCAAGGUGCACGGCUUCGCCCCUGACAAGCGGCCAGCCAUGGAGCUGCCCAAGAUCUCCAAGGACAAGCGCGCCCUCAAGGUCAUCAGGAAAAUUGUGGGGACACGCAUCCAUGCCAAGAGGAAGAGAGAGGAGCUGAGCAAGGUCCUGGAGGCCAAGAAGGACUGA